This is a messenger RNA of Lagenorhynchus albirostris (white-beaked dolphin), 711 nucleotides long. RefSeq names its product CUB and zona pellucida like domains 1 (gene CUZD1). NCBI's taxonomy places the organism in Eukaryota, Metazoa, Chordata, Mammalia, Artiodactyla, Delphinidae. Gene Ontology annotation, cellular component: cell surface. The record is from RefSeq and is a predicted model, not a curated record.
AUGGGGACACUGCAUCCCAUUCUGCCUGGCUCUGUUCCUCAGGCUGCAACGCUGUUUCUUGGGCUGAGGAAGGCACUGAAAGAAAAGGAGAAACAAUUGUAUUUUUUUGAGUCCAGUUCAUUUGGAAAGCCUAUGUUGGAGUCACCAUAUAUGUGGAUUUGAACCAAACUUUUUGUUCAGGUAAGUCUAUGCACCUCAGAUCCAAAUUUGGUGGUGUUCCAGGAUACCUGCAGCACCACUCCAUCUGACUUUGCAUCUCCAACCUAUAACCUCAGCAAGAAUGGAUGUAAUUAAGAUGAGACUUGUAAGGUGCAUCCCUUACCUCGACACUGUGCAAGAUUCCAGUUUAACUCCUUUGAAUUCUUGAGGUGUCUGGGCUCCGUGUAUCUCGAAUGUAAGGUUUCCAGUGGUAGUAGUAAUCAGUCUCGCUGCAACCAGACUGUUUUUCUGAAGAAAAGAGACAUUUCUCCAUACAAAUAGAAGACUAAUUCUGUCAUAGGAUGCAUUCAUCUGAAAAGGGAUUGAAGGGCAAGUGGAAAUUCAGAAUUUCAGUAUCAAACGCGUGAAACCCAGAUUCAACCUUUUAACAAUCUGCAUCUGUUUUCACUCAUGAUCCUUGUUCUGAAUAUUGUGAUUGUGGCUACAAUUCUAGCAAGGCAUUUUGUGAGUCAGAGAACAGACUACAAAGUCCAGAAACUGCAGGACUGUUAA